UUCACUUCACUCGAAACCCGAAAUGUGGGAGAACUUUCGUCGAUGUAGCGGGUGAUUUGACGGCGUUUUACGCCGUGAAAGGCAAAAGUGAAGUGAACUUCAAAAUACGAAAAUGGAACUCACCCCCAGUGCCAUGGAAGAGGACUGGGAAGACAAGCCCCAGUUAACUCGCCAGUCCUCGUUAGUGGAUGAAGGAAUGAAGGGCAGGGCUGACCCAUUGCUCAGCCAGGAGCCUGCUAGCGUGCUGCCUUCCUACGCCAGCCUCAUGGACACGGAUGUGGGCCAUGACUUCUCAGAGGACAAGCUGAUGAAGUCAGGCAACCUGUACAGCCUCUACCUGCUGACCUCCGACUCUGGCAGUCCACAGCUCCAGACAAAUGAGGCCCUGACAGAUACACCAUCCUCGGUGGCCAGCAAGGACAAGAAAGACACCAACAGCGGCGACACAGAUGAGGAGAUAGAUGUGGAGACGGAUGGGGUGAAAGACCCUACACCAGAGAAGGCUGUAGAGAACGGUCACUACGACGCACUGUUUGAGGGCAUGCCUUUCACUGAACUGAAGGGCAAGGAAGUUGGACCUUGCUCCUACUGCAACCUGUGGCGCACCAUUCGCUUCAUGUCCUACUGUGGCCGGUUCCCCUUCUGCAGUGUGUACUGCACCAAGAAAUUUGCUGUUUACAAACGAGAGAGAGGGGAGCUUUCGGAAAAGACACCAGAGGACAUCAAGGCCAUCAACAAACUCAAGGUUCCCACGCUGUUUGAGAACCAGAAGGCGCGGCUGCUGUUCCCCUCCUCCCAGAUGGUGGACAGUGACAGCAAGCGAUCCCAUGUGUGCACCAACGGGUCGGUAGAUGGCACCGAGAGCAUCAAGCAGUUUGACUGGCCUUCGUAUCUGGAGAGUCUAAAUGCAGAGGCUGCCCCAGUGAAAUGCUUCCAUCAUGCUCCCCUUGCCAAGGAGUGGAAGGCCAACCUGAUUGGCGCUCUCGUUGAGGUGCAGAAUCGGGAACCCGAGGACACCAAAGACUGCUUCUGGAUUGCCAGAAUCAUCAAAGUAGCAGGGUAUAAAGCCAAGUUGAGAUUUGAGGGUUAUGGUAUGGACAGUGCCCAUGAUUUCUGGAUUCAUCUAUGCAAAGCAGAGUGCUAUCCAGUCAACGGUUCUGAGAAGGUGGGCAAGCAGUUGAAACCUCCUAAAGAAGUCUCGGAUAAGCUGGGCAGUAACUGGCGAGAGCAUACCACCAGGGUGGCUCACUCUGGGAGUCCAACAUUCAGCAUUGACAAGCACAAGCUGGAGGAGAGCCUGACCUCCCCAUUCAAGAAGGACACCCAACUGGAGGUGGUCUACAAGCGGCAGGUGUCCAGCACCUGCGUGGCCACCAUCAAGAAGGUGGUGGCGGACCGCAUCUACGUGCAAUACGAGAACUGCAAGGACACUAGCAAAGACUUCUGGUUCCACCAGACCUCCCCUCUCAUCCACCCAGUGGGCUGGUCCCAGCGGGUCCACCACCCUCUGGUUGCCACUGCAGCAUACAAGGCUGAAGCGCUGGACAAGGGACGGAAAAGGAAAAGUGGUCCCCGUGAUGUACCCUGGGAAAUCUUCCAUUUGCCUAAGCCCAUUCCCGAGGAGCAGAACUUCUGCGUGGGCAUGAAGCUGGAGGCCAUCGACCCGCUCAAGCUGGGCAGCAUCUGUGUGGCCACGGUGGUGCAGACGCUGGGCGACGGCUACCUAAUGAUCGCCAUCGACGGCUGCCUGCACGACGUGGCCAGCUGGUUCUGCUACCACGCCACCUCCUCCUCCCUCCUGCCCAUCGGGUUCUGCGAGUACCACCAGAUCGAACUGGUCCCUCCCAGAGGGUACGAAGGCAAGUUUGACUGGGAUGACUACCUCAAAGCAACCAACUCAAUAGCUGCACCGGUGGAGCUCUUCCACCAGAAGAAGAUUGAUCCGCCAUUCCGCGUGGGUCAGAAGGUGGAGGCGGUGGACCUGAUUGAGUCCGGCUUCAUCUGCGCCGCCUCCAUCCUGAAGAUCGCAGGCCCACUGCUCCGGGUGCGCUUCGACGGCUGGGACCACAGCUACGACCAGUGGCUGAACUGCGAGUCGCCCGACAUCUACCCAGUGGGCUGGUGCGAGAUGGUGGGCUACCCGCUGCAGCCUCCCAGGGUCCACGACCCCACAAAUCACAUUCUUCCAACGCCAGUUUUGAAGAACGGCAAGAAACACAAAUCUACCUCAUCACUGCAUUCUCAUGAAAAGCGAAAACGGUCAUUGAGUGGCUCGGCAGGCUAUCUUGACAAAAGUGAAUCCAUCUCAAACAUGGUGGACGCAAUCUACUCAUUCUCUGAUACUGAAGAUCACGUCCCAUCCAAGCUGCAAAAGGUUUCCAAGAAGGACAAAUCUGAUAAGCAGACUAAGAAGGACCGAAAGGCUUCCUCCUCCAAGGACAAGAAGUCCAAAACCAAAAGCCACUCCAAGUCAAAACACAAAGAUGAUCCCAAGAACAACCUGCAAAUGCUGCUUUCACAGUCAGCACCCAAUCUGAGCAGCUCGAAGUCCUCUUCUUCUGUUAAGAAGACAGGCGAUUCAGUGACAGGUAGCAGCAGCUUUGAUGGAACUUCUUUGCUGGAGAGUCCUCUCGGCAUGAGGCUUCUCCCCGAUUCGCCUCUCUCCUCCAGCCUGGACUCCUUCACCUCUCUGACCAAUGGAGGAGGCCCUGCCACAAGUCUGAGCUCCAUUGCCAGUCUGCCUCUGGAUCCGCUGGGGAUGUCGCCGCCAGCCAGCACGUCGGACUCAAGCUUCCAGUCUGCCCUGGCCAAAGUCAGCUCUGGGCCCAUAAUCAGCCUCUCAGAAGUAACACUCACGAAAAGUGAUGCAAAAGUCGGAAAUGAAAGGGUUUCCCUGACUCUGUCGUCAGCCUCUUCGGGUCAGUCACAAAGAGAAGCAUUCAAGUUGUCAGAGAAAUUCCCCUUUCUGAGCUCCAAGCCCAGUGGCUCAAAGCAUAAAAGUAAGAAGGCCAAGAAGUCCAAGAAGAUGCGUGAUAAAGAGAAGAGUAAGAAGGAGAAGAAAAGCAAAAAGAAGGACAAAGAGAAGAAAAGAAAAUGCCACACCGCAGAGAAGAACUCUGCAGACAAGAAGUCCCCCUCCGAGGGGAAGACUAGUAAAUUGGCUGAACUCCUGAGUCUUCCAGGGCAAAUCUCCUUCCCUGAGAGCAAGCAUCUGAUCAACGGGUUUCUCAGUGCAACCAGCGAUGUGACACCCUCUACACCCUCCAAACCCAAGAGGGUUGAGCUGCCAGAUCAUGAUCCUUUUGCUUUUGAAACUGAGGAGGAGAUUCAAGAGAGGUUGUCACUCGUAAAGAACACAACACCAGCGUCUUCAUCCACAGAUCAAAGUGGUGAAGCGUGCCUGAACAAUGCCCAGACGGAGCGAACAGUGAAGAAGGCGGCCACAGUGAACAAACUUUAUGCCAACAAACCAAACCUUGUGCCAGUGCCAAGUACUAACCAGCCAACUCCAGGUGCUGAUGCCUCAUCUCAGGAAUGUAUUGACAGCGCUUCACCCGGCAGGAAUUUUGCCUUAGCUCAGUCCACCAAACAGGAAGACUUUGUUAGGCCGCCUGGCCACCCUCCUACACAAAUCUUACAAGGGGGUUCCCCAAUGUUAGCUUUCCCAAGGCAUCAGAAUCCUCCAAUUCCGAGUCCCACGAAUAUCCCGAAGUCAGUGGCGCAGCCUUCGCCUGUGCCAGCCUCUCAGUUAAUGGAGCUACGCAAGCAUCCUCUCAACGUCCACCAGCAGAAUGCACAGCAGCUCUUGAGAACUCUCCAGUUUCAGAAUCCUAACUUGUAUCGUCGAUUCCUCCACCUGAAUGCUUCCUCAGCACCCUUCGUCCCAAGCCGCAGCAGCUUGCCAACAUCCCCAAGAAGAGAUCCUCAACGUGUAGACCCUGCAGUACCAACAGUGCCAGGGCCCAACGUGAGGAGAAGCCCACAGACAGUGCCUCAUUUGAUAAACCCUCAGGGAAUAUCUCCAGUGCAAAGCCCAGAGGAUAUGAUAAUGCUGCAGCAUGCAGUGCCUCCAACCAGGCUGUGUCAGGUAAUCACUUAUCCAAAAAGCUAAAAGCUGAACAACUUUCAAGGCUUCACUUCCAAGAUGCGAUCUCUGCAUUGCCAAGAGGCAGCGUGAAGGAGAAUCCCAUCAAGAAGAUAAUUGACAGUGCUCAACACUCGGGACAUAACUUGCCAUCACUAAAAGAACAAAGUCCAACAGCUUCAGUGACAGCAACAACAAAGUCCAAGACCAGCCGGGUCGAGCCAGUUUUACCCAGGCAGGGACCUGAUGCAGGGAUUGGCCCAAUAAACCCACCAGCAUUGGUCAGUCCCUGUGCCAUGCCAAGCCCUCAUGCUGCUUCCAGUCCACAGAUGGUGUCGAGUCCCUGCACGGCCUCUAGCCCGAAGAUAAUACACAGCCCUCAAA
Acanthaster planci (crown-of-thorns starfish) is the source of this 4468-nucleotide messenger RNA. RefSeq lists its product as uncharacterized. The record is from RefSeq and is a predicted model, not a curated record. Gene Ontology annotation, cellular component: nucleus. Gene Ontology annotation, biological process: negative regulation of DNA-templated transcription. Gene Ontology annotation, molecular function: chromatin binding; histone binding. Lineage: Eukaryota; Metazoa; Echinodermata; Asteroidea; Valvatida; Acanthasteridae.